Molecule: messenger RNA, 1676 nt
Organism: Cloeon dipterum
Lineage: Eukaryota; Metazoa; Arthropoda; Insecta; Ephemeroptera; Baetidae
Product: protein yellow-like
Exons: 5
Coding region: 150-1169 (339 amino acids)
Cellular component (GO): extracellular region
Source: RefSeq, a predicted model, not a curated record
AAUUACCAAGAUGUUUUUUAACUCGGUUCAGCAGCGCCACCAGAAAACACCUUUUGAUGUUUGCCAAUCCUCUCGAUAACAAUUACUCCUGACAGAACAAAAAUCCGAAAGCAGAUUAACAUCGAAUAAUCCUUUUGCCAUUUACCGAUAUGAGGCUGUUGCUGUUAGCCAGCCUCUUAUCUCUGCUGAGCACAGUGCUCGCCGCAGCAGAGAAAACAGAUGCAGGGCCUGCGAAGCAACGGGUCGUGGAAGUAUUUGGGUGGAGUCAGUUUGAUUUCAACUACCCUAGUGAGGAGCAGAGACAGGAAGCCCUGAAAAAUGGUUCUUUUGUGCCGUCCGCUAUGGACCCAACAGGCGUUCACGCAGCCGGAAAUCGCGUGUUCGUGUGUCUGCCUCGCUGGCGGCGCGGAGUGCCGGCAACCCUGGCCUACGCCGUGUACCCUGACGCAAAGGGCGAGCGUUCGCCGCGGCUCAACCCCUAUCCCAGCUGGGAGCUGAGCAGGGAGGGCAACUGCGAAGGGCUGACCUCGGUGUUCAGGGUGUUUAUCGACGAAUGCAACAGGUUGUGGGCCAUCGACACUGGUUGGUCGCCCUCUUGGCUCGUGCCUGACCGCAUCUGCCCUGUAAAGGUUAUGGCAAUCGACUUAAAAACCGAUAAAGUUAUCCUGCAAUACGUCCUCCCGAAGCACGUGGUGAAAAGUGAUGCCCUCCCGGUCAACAUACAGGUGGAAUUCCCCAAGGGCGACUGCAAAAACCCGAAACAAGCGUUCCUCUACAUCGCCGACACGGUGGCUUGUUCCAUCAUCGUGGCAGACAUGUCCACCGGUGACGCUUGGCGCGUUACAGACAAAACCGUCUAUCCGAAUCCUGAAUUGACCACUUUCCACGUUGCCGGACAAACCUUUGACAUGAUUGAUGGCGUCAUGGGAAUAGCUUUAGGUCCGCGCAUGGCUAACGGAGACCGUGAAUUAUAUUACUCGGCGAUGGGCGGUGAGUCGCAGCAUUGGGUGAAAACGUCGAUAUUGCGAGACAAGAAGAAGGCCAAAAAUUCCCCUAAUGCUUUUAAGACGGGCCUCAAGUCCAGGCAGAGCCAAACUGCUGGCUACGCCAUGGACAAAAACGGCGUUAUGAUAUUUGGCUUGCUCAAUUCGGACGCUCUCGUUUGCUGAAACUCGAAAAAUCCAUUUGAACCGAGGAAUUUCGGCUACCUCGCGCAGGACAAGACGGCAAUGCAGUUUCUCGCCACCGUUGUGAUCGACAAUGAUGAAAGAGUGUGGGCUAUCUCUACGAGGAAUCAGAAGUUUGUUUUGGAGACCAUUGACCCGAAAGAUGUCAACUUCAGGGUUUUCAUGAGUCCAUCUGUGCAACAAGCGAUUGAGGGCACUGUUUGUGACGCCCGUGGAAAAUAAUUUUGUGUUGCGGCCAGUGAUAUAAAAGUUUCAGUUUAAUUUCAAAUAGAAUUAGUGUUUCAAAAUCAUAAAAAAAUUAGGCAUUUAAAUACAAAUUAGGCAUUUUAAUUCAUUGCUUGUUUAUUCUCACCAAAAAAAUGUACAUACAUGUUAAAAAACAGUUUGUCAAAAAUUAAAAAAAAAAUAGAAAGUACAUAGUGAGAAAAGUACAAAAUACAUUAUCGACUUAUUGUAUGGAAAAAUAAAACUGAAAUGAUUGAAUCUAGA